Molecule: messenger RNA, 3333 nt
Organism: Linum trigynum
Lineage: Eukaryota; Viridiplantae; Streptophyta; Magnoliopsida; Malpighiales; Linaceae
Source: the annotation of a GenBank genome assembly
CUACAAGGAAAGGAAAGACUAAUUACAAUCCUACUAGAACAAAGUUUAAUUACAAUCCUACUACAACUAGGAUAAAGACUUACCCUUAAUACGCCCCUCAAGAUGGAGGCGGCGUCCGCAAGCCCAAUUUUGGAGCAGGGAAGGCAGAAGCGGGUGGAGGGAAGGGGUUUAGUAAAAACAUCCACAAGCUGAGAAGCUGUAGGCACAUGACGGACGAUGAGUUGCUCGGCUUGGACAAGCGGACGGACGAAGUGGUAAUCCAACGCAAGAUGCUUCAUGCGCGAGUGGAACACGGGGUUGGAGCUGAAGUUAACCGCCACCAUGUUGUCGGAGAAGAGAACGGGGGCAUGCGGAAGUGGUUGGUGCAGCUUAGAGAGAAGGUUGCAAACCCAGCGAACCUCAGCAGUGGCAAGAGCGAUGGCCCUAUAUUCUGCUUCAGUACUGGAACGAUAAACCAUCUUUUUUUUCUUGGAUUUCCACGAAAUUAAGGUGCCGGCAAGAUAGAGAAGAAAACCAGACGUGGAGGUGCGAUCAUCCGGAUCACCCGCCCAGUCAGAGUCGGAAAAUGCUCGGAUACGUAGUGGAGUGGACUGGCGGCGAAUGUGAAGGUCGAGGGAGCUAGUGCCGGCGAGAUAGCGGAGGAGGCGCUUAACAUGCUGCAGUGGAGGGAGGUCAGGGCGGGCAUGUACUGAGAUAGUUUGUUAACAGUAAAUGCGACGUCCGGACGAGUAGUGACCAUAUACUGGAGGGCACCAAGAGCCUGAUGAUACAGGGUGCCAUCAGUAGGAGUAGUGUCGUCGGUAAGAAGGAGACGAGUCGUGGAAGCUAAGGGGUAGUGGCGGGGUUCACAUCCUGCAUUUGGAAUCGAGUAAGUAUAUCUUGGAUAUACUUGUGUUGAGACAAUGUGAAACCAGUAGGAGUAGGAAUGACAUCAAUCCCCAGGAAAUAGUUCACUUGGCCAAAAUGACGGAGAGCAAACCGAGUGGUCAGUUGUUCCUGGAAUGUACGGAGAAACUCGGAGUUGUUGCCGGUGAGGAGAAGAUCGUCCAUAUACAUGAGGAAGUAAGCGAGAAUUCCAUGUCGAUGAUAGACAAACAACGACACAUCAGAGUGAGUCUUAGUAAACCCACAUUGUACAAGGAACGAACUCAACUCGUCGUACCACGCGCGAGGGGCUUGGCGAAGCCCGUAGAUAGCUUGGCGCAGUUGACACACGUGAUUAGGGAACUGGGGAUCCCGAAAUCCAGGAGAUUGAGCCAUGCAAACCUCUUCAUGAAGUGGACCCUGAAGGAAUGCAUUGUUGACAUCGAAUUGAUGGAUCGGCCAGUUAUGAGAGAGGGCAAUGAUGAAUACUGUGCGGACUGUGACAGGCUUGAGAAUGGGACUGAAGGUCUCGUGGAAGUCAACUCCUGGCCUCUAGUGAAAUCCCUUGGCGACGAGACGAGUUUUGAAUAGUUCAAUGCUUACAUCCGGACGAUGUUUGAUGCGAUACAACCACCGAUUGCCAAAGGGGUACCAUCACAGAUUUCGGGCGAUUUUUCCGAAAUGUCAUUUUCUUUCGAUUCUGGAGGCUACUUUAUCACCGAAUCAGGCCGAGGCUAUUCUCCGCCGAUAAUGAAGUCUAUUGAUCCUAUUCUCCACGGAUGAUAAGUCCAUUAAGCACCGAUUUGAGCCAAUUUAUUUUCGGAUGGCAUUUUCGUAAUUUUUGGGUGACGAAAGAACAUUUUCUUUGCAUAUUGAAGGCUACAGAUCACGGAUUCGGCCUGAGGCUAUUCUUUAACGAUGAUUGAGUCCAUUAAGCACCGAUUUGGGUGGAUUUAUUUCGGGUCAAUUUUUGGCAGAUUCCAAAGGGGUACCAUCACAGAUUUCGGGCGAUUUUUCCGAAAUGCCAUUUUCUUCCGAUUCUGGAGGCUACAGAUCACGGAAUCAGGCCAAGGCUAUUCUCCACCAAUAAUGAAGUCUAUUGGUCCUAUUCUCCACGGAUGAUAAGUCCAUUAAGCACCGAUUUGGGCCAAUUUAUUUUCGGAUGACAUUUUCGUGAUCUUUUGGGCGACGAAAGGCCAUUUUCUUUGGAAAUUGAAGGCUACAGAUCACACAUUCAGGCUGAGGCUAUUCUUCAAUGAUGAUUGAGUCGAUUAAGCACCGAUUUGGGUGGAUUUAUUCCUGGUCAAUUUUUGGCAGAUUCCAAAGGGGUACCAUCACAGAUUUCGGACGAUUUUUCCGAAAUGCCAUUUGCUUUCAAUUCUGGAGGCUACAGAUCACGGAAUCAAGCCGAUGCUAUUAUCCGCCGAUAAUGAAGUCUACUAGUCCUAUUCUCCACGGAUGAUAAGUCCAUUAAGCACCAAUUUGAGCCAAUUUAUUUUCGAAUGGCAUUUUCGUAAUUUUUUUGGCGACGAAAGGCCAUUUUGUUUGGAUAUUGAAGGCUAUAGAUCACAGAUUCGACGUGAGACUAUUCUUCAACGAUGAUUGAGUCUAUUAAGCACGGAUUUGGGUGGAUUUAUUCUGGGUCAAUUUUUUGCAGAUUCCAAAGGGGUAUCAUCACAGAUUUCGGGCGAUUUUUCUGAAAUGCCAUUUGCUUUCGAUUCUGGAGGCUACAAAUCACAGAAUCAAGCCGAGGCUAUUCUCCACCGAUAAUUAAGUCUACUAGUCCUAUUCUCCACGGAUGAUAAGUCCAUUAAGCACCAAUUUGGGCCAAUUUAUUUUCGGAUGGCAUUUUCGUAAUUUUUUGAGCGACGAAAAGCCAUUUUCAUUGAAUAUUGCAGGCUACAGAUCACGGAUUGGGCAUGAGUCUAUUAUUCAACGAUGAUUGAGUCCAUCAAGCACUGAUUUGGGCGGAUUUAUUCAGGGUCAAUUUUUGGCAGAUUCCAAAGGGGUCCCACCACAGAUUUCGAGCGAUUUUUCCGAAAUGCCAUUUUCUUUCGAUUUUGGAGGCUACAGAUCACGGAAUCAGGCCGAGGCUAUUCUCCCCCGGUAAUGAAGUCUAUUGUUCCUAUUCUCCACGGAUGAUAAGUCCAUUAAGCACCGAUUUGGGCCAAAUUAUUUUCGGAUGGCAUUUUCGUAAUUUUUUGAGCAACGAAAGGCCAUUUUCUUUGGAUAUUGAAGGCUACAGAUAAUGGAUUCAACCUGAGCCUAUACUUUUAACAAUGAUUGAGUCCAUUUAACACCGAUUUGGUCGAAUUUAUUCCUGGUCAAUUUUUGGCAGAUUCCAAAGGGGUACCAUCAUAGAUUUCGGGCGAUUUUUCCGAAAUGCCAUUUUCUUUCGAUACUGGAGGCUACAGAUCAUGGAAUCAGGCCGAGGCUAUUCUCCAGCGAUAAUGAAUUCUAGUGGUCCUA